Pteronotus mesoamericanus is the source of this 2004-nucleotide messenger RNA. RefSeq names its product APC down-regulated 1 like (gene APCDD1L). Gene Ontology annotation, cellular component: plasma membrane. Gene Ontology annotation, biological process: negative regulation of Wnt signaling pathway. The transcript is spliced from 7 exons. Lineage: Eukaryota; Metazoa; Chordata; Mammalia; Chiroptera; Mormoopidae. The record is from RefSeq and is a predicted model, not a curated record. Gene Ontology annotation, molecular function: Wnt-protein binding. Bases 1 to 2004 code for a protein of 667 amino acids.
AUGGCGGUCCCCGUGGCGAGCCUGGGCGUGGCGUUCCUGAUGGAGGUGCCGAAAAGCGCUGGCGGCCGCAAGAAACUGCAGAUGGCGUCGCCCGUAGAAGGGAGCCCGUGGAUGGAACGGGAGGCCCUCUCUGCGCUCCGACCCCCUGGGGGGCCCAGCGCUGGAGGCCCAGAUGCCGGAACGCUGCCCGUGGAGGUGGUCACGGCCGGCAGAUCGGGGCUGGAGAAGGAAUUUGCUUCUCCUCCAACCACCCGUAUAAUCACCACCAUCACCGAUGCUCCGGGUGGUGGUUGGGAACGCAGCACAAAGAAAAUAGACACGGAGAUCUACCCAUCUCCCGCCCUCUUCCUGCCCCUGCUUCCCUCAGCCACAAGGGCCAUGCAGGACCCCAGUUGGGCUGCCAGCGCCCGCUGCCGCCUGAGAGCCCCGCGCCCGCGCCUCACUCCGCGCACCGUGGCGGCGCCCCCGGGCCAUCCUGCCAGCCCCGACGGGAUGCCUGCAGCCAUGCUUCCCUACGCUUGCAUCCUGGUGCUUCUGGGAGCCUGCACGGUAGAGGCGUCCAGGACAGUGAGCGGUGGCCACCUGCGCUGGGCGCCGCCUUGCCAGCAGCCCCUGACCCACAGAGCGCCCGGGACUGCGCUGCUGCCCCCGCGCCUCGAGGGACCCUGGAUCUCCACUGGCUGCGAGGUGCGCCCGGGGCCCGAGUUCCUCACCCGAUCCUACACCUUCUUCCCCGGCCGCCUCUUCCGAGCCUACCAGUUCUACUACAGGGACCCCCUCUGCCGGGAGCCCGCCCACUCGCUGGUCAUCAAGGGCAAGGUCCGCCUGCGCAGGGCCUCCUGGGUCACCCAGGGCGCCACUGAGGCCGACUACCACCUGCACAAGGCGGGCAUCGUCUUCCACAGCCGCCACGCCCUGCUCGACAUCACUGGGCGCCUCAACCGGACCCAGGCAGGCCGGGACUGCGCCCGGCGGCUGCCCCCGGCCCGGGACUGGAUGCCCGGGGCUCUUUAUGAGCUGCUGAGCGCCCGGGCCGAGAGGAACUGCAUGGCUGCACUGGGCUUCACCAUGCACGAGCUCAGCCUGGUGCGCGUGCAGCGCCGCCUGCAGCCGCAGCCCCGGGCCGCGCCCCGGCUGGUGGAGGAGCUGUACCUGGGGGACAUCCACACUGACCAGGCAGAGAGGCGGCACUACCGGCCCACCGGCUACCAGCGCCCGCUGCAGAGUGCCCUGCACUACGCCCGCCCCUGCCCGGCCUGUGGCCUCAUCGCCCGCUCCGACGAGCACCACCCGCCCGUGCUGCCCGCGCAGGCGGCGCCACCCCUGCAGCUCAGCGGCCGCUGGGUCAGCCCCGGGUGCGAGGUGCGCCCCGCCGUCCUCUUCCUCACACGGCUCUUCACCUUCCACGCGCACAACCGCUCCUGGGAAGGGUGUUACCGCCACUUCUCGGACCCCGCCUGCCGGCAGCCCACCUUCACCAUCCACGCGGCCGGCUGCUACACCGGGGGCACGCCGUCCACCAAGGUCCUCGGCGGCACGGAGCUGGUGUUCCAGGUCACGAGGGCGCGCGUGACCCCCAUGGACCCGGUCACUACGGCCAUGCUCAACUCCUCCGAGCCGAGCAGCUGCGGGGGCCCGGGGGCCUGGUCCCUGGGAGCCGAGCGGGAUGUCACGGCCACCAACGGCUGCCUGCCUCUGGGCAUCCGGCUGCCCCACGUGGAGUAUGAACUUUUCCGGAUGGAGCGGGACCCCCUCGGGCAAAGCCUGCUCUUCAUCGGACAACGGCCCACCGACGGGUCCAGCCCGGACACCCCCGAGAAGCGCCCCACGUCUUACCAGGCGCCCCUGGUGCUCUGUGGCAGGGCGGCCCGGGACUCGGCCUGGGCCCCGCAGCGCAGGCCCCUGCGGCAGACGCCCCUCCGCGGUGGGGGGCGGCGUCCUCGAGGGGCCCCUGUCCUCCUCCUGCUCCUCGUCCUCGGCCUGGCCUUCCUCCGCUGGCUAUGA